AUGGCUACUACAACUACCACCUCGACACCCGUACCCCGCGACCCCACCGCCGACGAAGCCCUCGCCUUGUUCAAAGCGAUUGAAGAAAAGUUUCCGGCUAAAACGCUUGGAGAGGAUAAGUGGUAUCUUCUCGCUCUCGCAAAUAUAGUCAGCGGCGGCCAACCCAACUUCGCUCCUUUACUGUAUAAACACGUAAUUGUGCGACCUGAGUUCCAGAGUGCGGAGGAGAGACAGAAGCUGCUGCGGCGCAUGCGCGAGGUACUGUUUAAACUCGUGAUUAUCGUCGGUGUGUGUAAGCCGCUUGAAGCGGUAUUUGAUCUCGAUGCUGCUGUGGAGAGGGACGAGGACAGGGUUUUGACUGGUACGCGGCAAGACUGGCAAUGCGACGAAGCGAAUUUGCAGCGCGGCGAAGCGUGGUUGAGCCGGCUGUACAAGCACAAUCUCCAGGGUGUGAUUAAUAAUACGUUUGAGGGUAACAAGGACUUUGAUUGGCUUACGAAAAACAUCACCUACGGCCUCUUUCUGUCUGAUCGCAAUGUCUUGAACGAUGUUGAGACGGAGAUGACGGUUGUAACGGGAAUUGUCAUGCAGAAUCUCCCCCGCGAAUCGGCGUGGCAUAUGCGGGGAUUGCGGCGGAUUGGAGUGGCGAAGGAGGAUGUUGAGGCUAUUCGGGAGUGUUGUGAGCUUUCGGCGAAAUUUUGUGGCAUUAGUUUGCACAAGGUGCCAAGAGUGGAGGAUAUUGAGCAUGAGGUGUAG
This is a messenger RNA of Bipolaris maydis ATCC 48331, 756 nucleotides long. RefSeq lists its product as uncharacterized. The record is from RefSeq and is a predicted model, not a curated record. NCBI's taxonomy places the organism in Eukaryota, Fungi, Ascomycota, Dothideomycetes, Pleosporales, Pleosporaceae.